UAACGAUUUCUGAUUGGCUCCCUUGGGGUAUAACCGGAAGUGUGAGAGAGAAAGAUAUAUAUAGCCGACCUAACCUGUCACCUGUCGAAAGAAAACAGCGUGCCUAAAUAAUCAACAUUGGACUAAACUGAUUGAAAGCACAUUAAGCAUACAACGAAAAAAAAAAGAAAAUAGCCUCGGUUGAUCGAUUAUAAAGUAAAAAUAUAUAAAAGUGUCAACACUUGUGCAAAUUAUAAGGUGAAUAAAAAAUGCCUAAUAGUUGCUGUGCCGGUUAUUGUACUAAUACAAAUAUAAAAGGAUAUCAGAUGUGUCAAUUUCCAAAAGAUUUGGAAAGAAAAAGAAUAUGGAUCCAGAAUAUGAAUCGUACAGAAUGGAUUCCAACUCCAGAUGCAAGAUUAUGUGAUGUCCAUUUUGUCCCUCAUAUGUGGAUGACGAGAAAAGAUGGCUCACACAGAUUAAAAUCUGAUGCAGUUCCAACAAUAUUCGGUGAGAAUUUGCCAACAUCUAUAACAAGGCAGAACACAAUGACCGAAGCUGCAGAGACUGAUAUGUUUGAAAAUGCUGCAAAUGAAAUGGAAGAAGAAAUGGAAAUCAAUGAAGAAGAUAUCACCGAAGAAGAAAAAAAUGAUGUAUUAGGCAUUCUGUCUAAUAGAACAGAAACUUCAGAUCCAUGUGUUUUACAACGUUUGGAGAAAUUGGAAAUGCUUUGGAAAAAAAGUGAACGCUUAAGACUGCAAAUGAAGAAAAAAUUACAACAGGCGAAAAAAAAAUCAAGAGGCUUCAAGCUGAAAUCAUACCAUCGUCUGAUAUACAUCCAACUAUUAAAGAAAUUGAAUUUCAUCCUUACACAUAGGAUAUGAGACACAACUAUAAUUAAAAUGACAAAUUUUGGCCUCGGGCAAUCAG
Messenger RNA from Mycetomoellerius zeteki, 906 nucleotides. Its product is annotated as THAP domain-containing protein 5. The record is from RefSeq and is a predicted model, not a curated record. Lineage: Eukaryota; Metazoa; Arthropoda; Insecta; Hymenoptera; Formicidae. The transcript is spliced from 4 exons. Bases 249 to 860 code for a protein of 203 amino acids.